CUACUUUCCUAGGAUAGGUGAUUUGAAAGAACCACAAUACAAUACAAUACAGCUCUCACCCAGCCAGCAUCCCACUGACUCUGUCUUCACAAAACAGCCGAUUUCUGCUAUUCCAUCGGAUUUGUUGACCGGUUUUGGGUGAGACAAUCCGCUUGUUGUGAUCACUUCUCUGGACCCAAACUUCCCUUCUUUUCUGAGACGUAAUGGAGCAAGGAAAUAUUGAUUCCCCAACUGAGGUCACCAGUAAACACAUGGGUGUGGUGAUACAUGCCAGCCUUGCUUGCUUGAACAAGAAAAGGAAGCUUAGAGCUGAACAACUGGGCAUGCCUCUGCCAAAGCAUAUGUGUGCUGAUCAAAGCUUUGUUACGAGAUAUAGCUCGUUAGUUAACAACCAAGACAAUGAACUUGAAACCCAGUCUGGAAAAGGGAGCAAUGGUUUUAUUGAAGACAUUGAUUGUGUCAUGUCUGGUGAAGCUAAAGUCGAUGAUCUUGAAUUUCUGAAAGCAUGCCCGUCGUCUAACUGCCCUUCCACUUCAUCGGCUAACUUGGGUAGCAGUUGGUCCAAGGAUGCCUUGUAUUCUUUGGAGAGCAGAUCAAUGACAAAAUCAGAUUCACAUAGAACAGAACGAACGCAUGUCAGUAAAGAAUGUGAUUCUCUGGAUCAGAAUUUUGGAUGGCAUCGUUCUUUGAAUUACGAGGACCAUCUAUUGGACUUUGAAAGCCAUGUAGAGUGCAGUUGCUCGGAAUGUGGAAAUGAGAACAUUGAAACGUGUACAGAUAAGGAACUUGAAGAUAUGUUAUACUCAAAUGGUAUCGCCCCCGACAAUUUUGUUCUCUCAUCAGGGAGAUGGGAAGUUGGGCAAGACACUCAAGAAGGUGCAAAAAAACUAACAAUUGACAAAGAGUUUGAGCAGUACUUUGGCAUGCUUAUGUUGUGAUGAAAAUCAAUUGUGUGAAUAUUAGUAUGUCCUGCAACAAGGUAACCAACCAAUCUGAAACUGAAUUUUGUACAUCGCCCGAUCCAUGUAUGUAUGCUUUUCUUCUGUUUCAAUUGCUUACUGCUUCUUUCUGGUAUCUGCUCUGCACCUUUUAUAUAUGUAUUUGUUUCUUUCAAAUUUUAGCACUUAAUAAACAAGGGAUGAUUGUGAAA
Molecule: messenger RNA, 1150 nt
Organism: Ipomoea nil (Japanese morning glory)
Lineage: Eukaryota; Viridiplantae; Streptophyta; Magnoliopsida; Solanales; Convolvulaceae
Product: protein FAR-RED ELONGATED HYPOCOTYL 1
Exons: 3
Coding region: 204-938 (244 amino acids)
Biological process (GO): response to red or far red light
Source: RefSeq, a predicted model, not a curated record